GACCGCGGCACCGGCAUGGCCAUCCUGCUGAUCGUGCUGCUGGUCCUGACGACGUUGAUGACUGCCAUCCGCAUCGUGUCGAAGCUCGUCACUCACCAGCGCUGGUGGUGGGAUGAUUUCUUCGCCAUUCUCUCUCUGGUCUGUUCCAUUAUCAUGUUCGGCCUACUCCUAGCCUGGAAACAUAUCGGUCUCGGACUGCACAUGGACCUCGUGCUGGCCACGGACCCCAACCUCCUCCUCACCGGGGGCCGCUACUUCUACGUCGCGACCAUGUUCUUCGACAGCUCCAUCUGCCUCCCGAAGCUAUCCGCCAUCUUCUUCUACGCCCGGGUCUUCCGCACCAAUGACCGCUCCCUGCGCAUCCAACUCUGGGCCCUCGGCCUCAUCAUCGCCGGCUGGCUCCUCUCCGCCUACCUCGUCACCAUCUUCCAAUGCCACCCUAUCCCCCGCGCCUGGGACACCUCCCUCCCCGGGACCUGCGUCAACACUUACCGCUGGUUCCUCGCCACCGCGGCCCUCUCCUGCGUCAUCGAUAUCUGGAUCCUCGUUGUCCCCAUCCCGCGGAUCUGGGGCCUCCAGGUCAGUCGUCGGCGCCGGAUCUACCUCCUCGUGGCUUUCUUCCUCGCCUACUCCGUCAUCGUCCUCUCCAUUGGUCGUCUCGUCGCCACCGUGCAGAUCGUCCCGCGUCUGACGAGUGAUGAAACGUGGGAAAUGCCCGUGUAUAUGUACUGGGCUGCCUUGGAGGCCUCGAUCUCGAUCCUCUCGGUGAGUACGCCCAACGCGACCGCGCUAGUGAAG
Aspergillus ibericus CBS 121593 is the source of this 798-nucleotide messenger RNA. RefSeq lists its product as uncharacterized. The annotation marks the transcript as partial. NCBI's taxonomy places the organism in Eukaryota, Fungi, Ascomycota, Eurotiomycetes, Eurotiales, Aspergillaceae. The transcript has 2 exons. The record is from RefSeq and is a predicted model, not a curated record.